AGGCCUCGUACACGCGCAUUUGGUCGCGAUUAGCAGCGCGCAAGGCAAGAGACCGUAGACAUGAGCAGCUCGUCACCCGUGACCGCCCCCAGCUCGGAUUGAAAUAUACAGAAGUCUUCAUGGAUAUAGUUGACACAUUCAACCAUUUAAUCCCAACUGAGCACUUGGAUGAUGCCCUGUUUCUAGGCUCUAACCUAGAAAGUGAAGGCUGUGACGAAUUUGCCACAGGCCAACAUGUCAUAGAAGAUUCCUUGAAGAACAUGCUCAGUGAUAAAGAUCCUAUGCUUGGAUCUGCAAGCACCCAAUUCUGUUUACCAGUUUUGGAUAACGCAGAGCAUAACUUUCAGAUAACACCCUCAACAGGUGUUGGUCUUGAUGAUAUAAUGGAUGUUGGGGUAGAUAAAGUAACUGCUGUUGAUAUCAAUGACGAAGAAGAUAUAAUUCUACCAGACAAGAACCUUAACAGUUUAAAUGAGCCUUCUAUAAAAUCACUAAGGAAAUCACCACGUUUGAAAGCACAUGAAUCCACACGAACGCUAAGACCUAGUACAACUGAGAAGACAUUGAAUGCUGCAAAGGUUACAAGUCCAAAAAAAUCUAAAUUGUCCGGAAUAGACACAGCCGCUGAUAAAUCAGAAGAUAAUGAACAUAUUUUGCACAUUGGAAGUGAUGAUAAAAGAAGCAAUAGCACACAGAACUCAAGGAGAUCAACAAGAAUAGCAAAUAAGGAGUAUAAAGUGACUACAGAUGAAAAUAGUUCAAAUAAGGAGACAGACAAAGAAGCGAGUACUACAAAUGACAUUUUAUCAAACACACAAAGCAUACUACAAAAAGACGAUGGUAACUCUGAAACUUCAAAUAAUGUUUCUCUUAUUUUAUUGAGUGGAAAUUCUAAUAAAGGUUUGCAAGAAGAAACAGAACAGGAUUUGAAUAAUUCUCAAGGAGAAAAUUUGACCGAUGAUGUCUUACAAGCACCUGUAGAUGAAAAAGUGUAUAGCAAUGAGAACUAUCAGACUGAUGAUAAAAAAACAGAUGUAAUAUAUGAUAAAGUUCACCAAGAGCUUGCGCUUUUAUCAGGAGUUGUUGAAUGUGACUUGGGUGGUAAGGCAGUGUUGCACCCAGAAAUUAAUGUUGAAUGUAUGUUGCAAAAUGCUGUUGGCAGCUCUGACCAAGAGAAUGAACCAGACAAAAAUUCUAUUACUUCUGAAGUUCUGAAUACCAAUAACAAAUGUAAUUCUUUAGGAGAUAUAUCAGUUGCAGAAAGUUUAGUAGAGAAUACCACAGAAGACGUAGAAAGUGGUGAAAAAGUGGAGACUACAGAAAAAGAAAUGUCAGCUGGAAAUGGUUUCGGAAAACCAAAUCGUAAUCGAAAAGGUGCAAAAAAGCUAAAACCCAGUUCUGCUCAAGUAUCUAUGGCUACAGAAAAUUCUACAAAAAAUAUUGCUUCCUCAAAAGAUGGCAGCUUAUAUUCUCAUCAAAAGGGUAGAUUUAAAAAAACUAACAUUUCUCGCUCUGAAUCUCCAAUUCUGCCCGACAAGUCGAAAAUUAUUAAAGUAACGAAAAAGGGACCCGUAAGUGCAAAAAUCCACAACAUUCCAAUAAAGACUACGAUGAAAAAGAAGCCUUGUUCGGCUGAAAAAAAGGGCAAUUCCUUUACAUUGUUAAAACAGCUAGAUGAUGCAUUACGGGACAGUCAGGGAAAUUCAAAAGAAACAUCCCACGUUCUGUCAUCUCAUGUAGGUUCUAGGAGUUUAUCCCAUUCUAGUGAUAAAUCAUUCACUAAACAGCCAUUAUCAAAAGUGGCUCCUCACUCAAAGGACAUGGGGGAAGAGAAAGAAGCAGCUGAGCAUUCGGAAGAAAAGACCAAAUUCAAAAAGUCACUUCCACCCCGACAAAGAAGAAGUAGCAAAAGUGCUUCUGUUGACGAGCCACCUUUGUUUAUUCCUGAUAACAUACCUACUGUAAAAAAAGAAGGAACAGAAGUAUCUUCACCAACUGAUAAGUACGUUUGGAAUCCAACAAGACAUUGCAGUUCAUGCAGAAAACUUCAUGGAAAUAGGUUUAUGGUGGGAUGUGGAAGAUGUGAUGAUUGGUUUCAUGGAGAAUGUGUUGGCCUAAACCUUGGUCAAGCACAGCAGAUGGAAGUGGAUGACAAAGAGUAUAUAUGUGUAAAGUGCUGUGUGGAAGAGGAAAAAAUGGAUACCUCUGAAACCUCUGCUUCUAGUGAUAGUCAGAAACCAGAUCUACUCCAAGAACAUAAAGCUGUGGAAAUUCAUAAACCCGUGACAACAGGAUGUCAAGGUGUACCUCAUGAAAAAUCGAAGCAGGCAGAUGAUACCAUAAAACACAAAGUUAAAAUUUCCAAAAAGAGCUCUGGAGAUAAUAAGCAAGUCUUAGAAAGGAAGGAUUUGGAAAUGAAGAAGCAUGCACCUGACAGGAAGACCUUGCAGUCUGCCACAGCAUCUCACCGAGUCUCUGAGGAAAAACGAGAAAGGCCUUCAAAAGAUUCUACAGCUGCUCCAUCCAAUGAUGAAAAGACUCCAAAAUCAGGUGCUAGUGAAAAGCAAGACAUUAAAAGAAAGAAACCAGAAAAGAAAGGAUCUUCAUCAGGCGUACCAAAUCCCUCUCCUUCUACACCAAAACCAUCUGUUGACCAAAUAAGGCAAAGUGUCCGGCAAUCUUUAAAAGAAAUUCUAUUAAAGAGACUUUCACAAUCAUCCUCAAAGAUUCCCGAAGAAAGGGCUACCAAAGUUUCAGCCAAGAUUGAAAAGGAGUUAUUUUCAUUUUAUCGAGAUACAGAUUCUAAAUACAAGAAUAAGUAUAGAAGUUUAAUGUUUAACUUGAGAGAUCCUAAGAACAAUGUGUUGUAUAAGCGAGUCCUCAGAGGAGACAUCACUCCAGAACAUCUCAUCAAGAUGACACCAGAGGAGUUGGCAUCUAAAGAGUUGGCAGCUUGGAGGCAAAGGGAAAACAGACAUACUAUUGAGAUGAUUGAAAAAGAACAACGUGAAGUGGAACGGCGACCAAUCACUAAAAUUACACAUAAGGGUGAAAUUGAAAUAGAAAGUGAUGCUCCUAAUAAAGAGCCUGAAGCCAUGGACACAGAGGAAUCUGUCGUGAAACCCAUUGAAAAGGAGGAAGAAGCACACAAAGAUAAAGAUCCACCUACUGAGUCUACAUCAGACACAACAGCGCACCACAAAAAUCACCUCUUUGACUUAAACUGUAAAAUAUGCACAGGUCGAAUGGCACCACCUGCUGAAGAUAUGUCACCUAAGAAAGUGAAAGUGUCUAUGGGUGGGAUGCGUGAAGAAUCUGACACUACAUCAGAAACAUCUUCUGCACCUGGUAAUUUGAAGAUGGAUAUUCUAGAAACAGAGAAACCAGAAUCACCAAAGGAAACAUUCUUUUCAGCUCCAAGCUCAGAGCCUUUUAAUAUUACUGAAGCGGCUGAAGAUGAAUCUACGUUUUUGUCCCGCUUGACCUGCAUUUGGAAAGGAUUUCUUAAUAUGCCUUCUGUGGCAAAAUUUAUUAUCAAAGCAUACCCUGUAUCUGGAUCAUUAGACCACUUAUCAGAGGAUCUCCCUGAUAGUAUCCAAGUGGGUGGAAGGAUUUCGCCACAGACUGUUUGGGAUUAUGUCGAAAAAAUUAAGGCCUCUGGAACUAAGGAGACCUGCGUCAUCCGCUUUUGUCCAGAGACUGAAGAAGAUCAGAUUUCCUACACAUUACUCUAUUCUUACUUUAGUAGCAGAAAGCGUUACGGUGUAGUAGCAAACAAUAUGAGGCAGGUGAAAGACAUGUAUCUAAUUCCGUUAGGAGCCUCUGAAAAAAUCCCACAUUUUUUUGUACCUUUUGAUGGACCUGGUCUAGAAACAAGAAGACCCAAUCUGCUUUUGGCCUUGAUAAUUCGUCAGAAAGUGAAAAGGCAACACAGCACAAGCCUUGAUGAUGAACAAAUAGGAGCAAUAUUGAGCGUCCCUGAGAAAAAGAGUAGAAAUGAUGUUGAUGAUGAAGAAGAUGAAGAUGAUGAUGAAAAUGAUUUUUUCAAUUCUUUCUCUGCUGUGUUACACAAGAGUAGAAACAGACCUCAGCUCUCAGAUAAUGAAGAACCUCAAGCAAGUGUUGAACCUGUACCAGAGGCAGUUAAGAGAGAGCCACCAAAACCGCUAAGGUUCCUUCCAGGAGUAUUAGUUGGAUGGGAAAAUCCCCACUCAACUAUAGAUCUAGCCAACAAACCAUUGCCGGUGGAUGACAUAUUGCAGUCUCUUUUAGGUAUUACAGAAAAUACAUUUGAACAUAAACCUCCUGUCACAACAGUCAGUGAUCAAACAUUAAAGGAAAUAAAAACUAAACAAGUAAAAGAUGAAGCAAGUUUUGCUGAAACAAUUCUUGAUAAAGAUGCAGAAAUGGAUAUAACCCCUAACACUGUAGAAGAAACAAAAGAGAAUCCAGCACCAAUAAUCCUAUCUCAGUCUGGAAAAUUGUCUGUCUCCCUAAAAGACAAACCUCCUGAUGUUCCUACUGAAGUGUAUUUGGCCAAAAUAAAUGCGUGGUCAAGUGAUGAAGUGCUUGAGGUGGGAAAUUCAACAGGGCCUGCUGAUUUUAAUCAAGACAUUGAAGAUACUGUUAAUCCAAAUGUAUCUCCAGUUCCUGAAAACAAAAGCAGCAUUGAUGGUGACAAUUCAUCAUCUGUAGAUGCCAGUGAAACCCCUGUGAAACUGUCAAAGUUAAUGCAUAUUAAAAGGGACCCAAGGCAAGCUGCCACAAGAAGUCAUAUUAACUCUACAGAUUUAAAAGACUAUAAUAUGAGCAAAAAUGAAGACGAUACAAUACAAGAUAAAAAAAGUGAAACCACUUUAAGACACAAAAAAGAAAAAAAUAGGAAACAUUCCCGUGAAGAAAUUGAUCUACAUACAUCUAGGAGUGAUAGAUCUAAAAGCAACUUGUCCUCUUCCGCAAAGAAUGAGGUAGAAAUUGCUGAAACAUCAAGAACUGAAAAUACCAAGCAGUAUCCUCCAGAUCUUCUUAUUGAUGAAACAGAUCCUCUGCAGCAAUUUCGGCGAGCUUUGGCAGCAAAUAAAUCUCAGUCACAUGUAUCAAAUUCUUCACAGGCAGAAACACCUACCAAAAGUUCAGUUCCUACUUUUACAGGAAACUUCUCACCAUUAAGGCUACAACAGCCUCCUUUUCUACCUUUAAAGAGCAACCCUCCUCCAUUUCCAUUCCAACAUACUCCCAGCUUUCCGUUGCAGGGCAGUCCAAUAUUUCCAUAUCCUCCUCAUAUACCACCACUGCUUCCAACUCCAUUAGGUAUCAACUUUACAAGACCCACUAGAUUUCAGUCUGUAGAUCCCAGUAUCCACAAUCCAUUAGUUGCUUGGCAUCCAACACUUCAGAUACCUCGGCAACCACAUUUUUUUGGGCCUGUUACAAGUGGACCUCUUUUAAAUGCAGAAGCAGUCAGGUACCAGGUACCUCAAAAUCUGUAUCAUAAGGAUCACAGGGUUCAGGAAAGACGCCACAGUGACCCUUGGGACAAACCAGAUCGUGACAGAAGCUUCAGUCGAGGAAGCAGAAGUGAACAUAGACAAAGAUUCUAUAGCGAGUCUCACCAUUCAAGGGAAAAAAAGCAUGAUAAAGAAUCAGGAAGUGAAAAGCAUGGGGAUAGAGACUUUGAAAGAAGUAGGCGUAGAGACAGAGAAAAAGAAAGGAGUCAUGACAGAGAUCGGAAAAGCCGUGAUGAGUCACACAGAGAAAAAGAAAAAUCUAGAGCUUCUCACAGUGACAAGUCUUCAGACAGCAGAACAAGUAAAGAAAGGAGGAGUAGUGAUAAAUCAAAAAGUGAGGAUCGGGAGCAUGAUAAAGAUAAAACUAGGGACAGAAAUAGAGAUCGAGAAGAUGAAAAAGAGAAAGACAGGCACCACAAAGACAAGAGCAAGGACCAUAGUGACAAAAGUAAAAGCAAACGAUGAAAACACUGCUUUUUAAAUUUUUUAUUUUAUUCCUUACUAGGGUUGUGCCAUCCUUUUCUAUUACAUGUCAGUGUUUUCUGGAAAGAAAUGUGUUAUUGUAAAGCCUGACUGCCCGUUAUAUAUUCCUUGAUGUUUGAUUCUCACUAAAAUAUAAUGUUUUUAACAAAUAUUUUACAAUCCUCAUAUAAAAUCACCACAAAUUUCUUUCUAAAUAUGCAGUUGAGAUAUUUAGUUAGAAAUUGUGCAUAAUGUACAGCAUUUUUGCAUUUGGAGUAUUGCUAACAUUUUAAAACCGUUCUUUAAAAAAAUCUUUUUAAUUGCACUGUUUUUAAAACCCGAACAGAUUCAGGAUCCAUAAAUUACUGUUAAGAAAAUUCUAUAAUUAUUUGGUGCUGUAAAAAAAAGCUUACUUCUGGAAAAGUCACACUGUUCCAUUAGUUCCAUAACGUUAGCAUAUCAGAGAUGGUUCUACCAUGGAUGUAUUAAGAUAGCCGUUCGGUUACUAUAGCUUUGAAAUGCACUUGCCAUAGGGAAAAUAUAUUUUAACUUUUAAGCUUACACCUUCUGUUAGUAAUUUAAAAUUAGAACAUUUGUUUGCGCUUUAAAUACUUGAAAUCUCUGCUUGUACAUUCUUGUGUUUUGCUAUUUUUUUAUACUGUAAAAUGUAAAUAUUUUAAGGAAUAUUUUGAUUUUAAAGAUGAUAAAAAACUAACAUAUUUUGUCUCAUUACUGUGUACGAAAUGUUGUGUUUAAUUCCUGUUGAAAAGUAAAGAUUUUAGUAUUA
Molecule: messenger RNA, 6756 nt
Organism: Nanorana parkeri
Lineage: Eukaryota; Metazoa; Chordata; Amphibia; Anura; Dicroglossidae
Gene: PHF3
Product: PHD finger protein 3
Exons: 16
Coding region: 120-5972 (1950 amino acids)
Biological process (GO): DNA-templated transcription
Cellular component (GO): nucleus
Source: RefSeq, a predicted model, not a curated record